Messenger RNA from Archocentrus centrarchus (flier cichlid), 2365 nucleotides. RefSeq names its product rab5 GDP/GTP exchange factor-like. Gene Ontology annotation, cellular component: cytosol; endocytic vesicle. The record is from RefSeq and is a predicted model, not a curated record. Gene Ontology annotation, molecular function: small GTPase binding; guanyl-nucleotide exchange factor activity; zinc ion binding. NCBI's taxonomy places the organism in Eukaryota, Metazoa, Chordata, Actinopteri, Cichliformes, Cichlidae. Bases 289 to 1671 code for a protein of 460 amino acids. Gene Ontology annotation, biological process: vesicle-mediated transport. The transcript is spliced from 9 exons.
UACGGUGCCCAAACGCCGGUAAUUUCACGGUUUCCUCCUGGACUGUUUUUCCGGUUGCACGGCUUUAGAAGUGGCAGGCUUUCAGGUUCCGAUUUGUGUGACCGAUUCGUUAUUCAUUUUUGCUACCUCCCCUAAGCUUUUUUUCUCCCCCUUAUUAAAUGUCUCUAACCGAGGCCUGAAGUUUUCUCCUUUAAAUUAUGACGGUUUUAUGACUGCGAAGGAGCGACCUGAUAACAGGUGAGGCUGGUAAUGGUUUCAUCAGCUGACAGCAGGCAGCAUAUAUGAGAGAUGUGGGCAGAUAAGCAAAGAGCAAUCAGAGUUUCUCAGGAGGAGCUGCUCUGCAAGAACGCCUGUGGUUAUUAUGGAAACCCAGCAUGGCAGGGCUUCUGUUCCAAGUGCUGGAGAGACAGGGCACGACCUGCUGGAACUCCGAGAGAAGAAACUAGACCGCGCAGUGAUGGGACGCUCCCCACAUUCUCCAAAUUUGAGGAGAAGAAAAACAUUGAGAAAGGCCGUCGGAUUAACACUGUGAGGAGACUCUUCUGGGGCAGUCCGUCGCCUCCAAAACCUCAAGAAUCUUCUGAAAGCCGCGCAAAUGUGUUAAAAGCCUACCAAAACCUCGAGCCCGGAGACUUCCCUGCUUUUCUAAAGAUACUUCGGAGUCCUCCUUCCCAGCGCUUGCAGUCCCGCUGUACAGCCUUUCUCAACACAAUGGAGGCUUACCAUGAUCUGCCGGUACAAAAGCAGUCAGACCUUGUGCAAGAUUUCUACCAGUCUUUUGCUGAAUACUUUAGCAGUUUUCCCGAGGCUCAGGUCACUCAGAUAAUGGAGCACGUAGAGAAGUUAAUAAUGACACGGCUCCACAAAUGGGUUUUCUGCCAUGACAGCUGUGACGAUGAACAGAAGGACCUGGCUCUCCAGAGAAGGAUCCGUUCUUUGAACUGGGUUACUCCACAGAUGCUGGGCGUACCUUUUCCUGAUAAAACGGUUUCGGUCACAGGCGACCCCUUUCUGCCUGCUAUAACUGCCAUAAUUGAAAUGGACGCCAAACGAGCACCUCAAGACAAACUUGCAUGUGUGACCAAAUGCAGCCAGCAUGUCUUUGAAGCCCUCUCCCGCUCAAACAGCGAGCCUGCUAAUGCCGAUGACUUCCUGUCGAGCCUGGUUUACGUGGUUCUGAAGGCCAAUCCACCUCGCCUGCACUCCAACAUGCAAUAUGUGAUUCGUUUUGGGCUCCCUCACAGUCUGAUGGCAGGAGAGAGCGGCUACUAUUUUACUAAUUUGUCUUGUGCUGUGGCCUUCAUUGAGAAGCUGGAUGGACCAGCACUGAACCUCAGUCCAGAAGAGUUUGAUGGCUACAUGCUGGGCCAGCGUACUCCCUCUGCAUUAAACAGGAGGCAGCAGGUUGUCAGUGACACACAGAACCUGUUAGAAGAGCUAAAAGGCAGGCAGGAGAAGCUGGACCAAGGUAUGGAUGCUCUUAAUGCACAGCUGCAAAAGUGGGUCCAAGAAGUUCAUUCACAGCUGGAUGAGACCAGAAGCCAAUUUGUCCUGGCUCAGAAGGAGAUGACGGCUCAAAAGGAGGUUUCCUUGUCCACUCAGGAUGAUAAAGAACAGUCGGUGGUGGUGCUUGAGGAUCAACAUGCAGGUCCAAAAGAUACAGGCUGUUAGCUCUAUUAACAGAAACGACUAAUCUGGCACUGGAAUAUUCAAUUAUCAGCACUAACAUUCGUAGGCUGCAGGAUAAAUAAAGCGUAUUUUCCAGUGCCACAUUUGCACAAGUUCCGAAUGCAGGAGUAGGGCAUUUGUAAGCCAGCUGAAGAUGAAGGAGAAGUUACUGAAGGAAACCUUAUGCAUGUAGAAACACAGAUGUCACACAGGUUUUAAUGAUAGUCAAUGAUAGUUAGUCAAAAUUAUUUGCACUUCUGUCCUAUUUGAGGAUUGAGCCAAUAAAAAAAACACAUUCCAGUUUCCAAUAAGACAUGAUCAGAUGUACCAUUUAAGCUCUCAGGGUACACAGCACUUACAGAUGUAACACCAACACUAUAGGGUACUUAUUCAUUAUGAUUUUUUUUUCUUCUAAUAGUUUUAUACCAUUGUGCCUAUAUGUAUGCUGCUCUGAAGCUAAAAAGAAAAGUAUACUACAGGACAACUCGGUCACUGUUAUUGACUACUUAAAGUUAAGGGUGUAUUUGUGAAAAUGGCAUCUUUUCAAAGCUGUGUGUUUGUUCUCAGUGUGCAGGUGCAAAAUGCCCAGAAGCUGCUCAUUGUUUACAGCUGUUGAAAGAUUUCUGAAUAAAAUCCAAUGGGCUUAUCUAAUAAUCUGUGAUUGUAUCUAAUAUAUUAAAGAUUACACAUGAUUGAA